AUGGACACCCUACAUAUACUUGCUGCGCACGUAGCAGAGCGGCCAACCAUCCUUGUUGCUGUCGCCUUAGUCGUGCUGUUAUCAGGGCUUCUGCGGCUAUCCUCGCGCGGAAAGCAGCCGCCAUAUCUCAAAGAGAGGAUUCCAUAUGUCACCAACACCAUUCAGUAUCUGACAGACGUGGGGACAUUCUUGAAUCGAGUAACAACAACGUUGGAGAAAACCAAUAGCAACAUAGUCAAAUUCCAUGUCGGACCGAUACCAGCAUACAUAGUCACCGGCACAAAGAACGUGCAAACGGUGUUUAGUUCCCCGCACAUCCUGGACGGCAAUUUCCUCCAGCUCAUGUUGAUGGAACGUCACUGGGGAAUGUCUAAAGAAGAAAUCGCUAAGUUCGCAAAUGAUAAAUCCGGUCGACUUAAGACCCCAGCCCCAGGAACAGAGAACACCCCAGCGGAGAAGCGAUUCUGGCGCGGUCACGAUCAUCUAUAUGCUGAGUAUCUCAGUAACCGCACGUAUGCGGAUGCUCUGGCCGACUCAUUCUACUGUCUGUUCUCGGAGCGUCUGGAUCAGCAAUCGACGGCGGAAUGGGAAACCAUCAAUCUGUUCGAGAUGCUGAAGACCUCUAUGGCCGAAAGUGCCAUUAUCUCGCUGUUUGGUUCACGGAUCAUCGAUCUAAAUCCCGGCUUCGUUGACUGUUAUUGGGAGUUCGAUGAGAUUGCCGGGACUCUCGUCUGGGGACUUCCUAAGUUCCUGCAGCGACGAUCGGUAGCGAUAAAAGAUCGUCUACACGCUAUGACGAGGAAGCACAUCGAUUCCGCGUGGGAACACUUUGACUGGAAUGGUCCCGAUGCAGAGUCCAAGUGGGAACCGCAAUUUGGAUCUCGUUUGUCUCGGGAGACUGCAAAGUGGCUGUUUGAAGGGGGUUUCUCGAACCAGGCGGCCGCCGGACACACAUUGGCCUCGUUAUUUGGCCUCAACGGCAACACAGUCCCUGUCACUGCAUGGGCGAUGAUCGAGCUGAUCAAAGACCGGACUCUCCUCGAAGCUGUGCGCACAGAAGCCGUGGGAGCCUAUAUAACAGAUCCCACCACCGGAGCUAGACGGAUAGACGCACAAAAGCUCAUUAAUCUCCCUCUGCUGCAGUCUCUCUACAUUGAGAUCAUGCGCCUGCAUGUCUCUUUCAACGUGACACGCAAGGUUAUGCAGCCCGUCCAGGUAGACGGCUAUAUGAUUGAGAAAGGGGCCCUACUGCAGACCUGCUCGCAGAUCGCACACUACGAGGACGCUGUCUGGGCCACGCCAGAGCACCCUGCCUCGGAUUUCUGGGCCUGGAGACAUGUUCAAUAUGUAGAUUUGCGAGAUGACUUAACCGGGGAGACGAUUCACCGGCCUCAAUUUGCCAUGAAGGGUAGACCAAGCUCAUUCUUUCCAUACGGCGGCGGAUAUGUGAUGUGCCCAGGGCGGCAUUUUGCCAAGCAGGAAAUUAUGCUGGCCAUUGCAGUGCUGGUGACUAAAUUUGACAUUGAGUUUGUUGAAUGGGUGCACUCUACUGGGAAGCCGUCGGAGAGGCCGGCUCAAGAUGAUUCCAAAUUUGCUGGCUUCAUCGCCAUGUCUCCGGACCGGGAGAUGAGAAUUCGGUGGAAAAGACGGUGGUAG
Messenger RNA from Penicillium robsamsonii, 1656 nucleotides. Its product is annotated as cytochrome P450. The coding region runs from base 1 to 1656 and encodes 551 amino acids. NCBI's taxonomy places the organism in Eukaryota, Fungi, Ascomycota, Eurotiomycetes, Eurotiales, Aspergillaceae. Gene Ontology annotation, molecular function: heme binding; oxidoreductase activity, acting on paired donors, with incorporation or reduction of molecular oxygen; iron ion binding. The record is from RefSeq and is a predicted model, not a curated record. The transcript has 4 exons.